AUGAUGACCAACGAAGCAGGAUGUUUUGUGUUAAACUGUUGUGACAAAGAAGUCAAAAAACAUUUGAAAUCGAUCCAAGAUCACAUACAGAAUCAUGAAUCAGGAAGGUUUAAUCCUCCUUCAGAUACGGACAUGAAAAAGAUUACUAUCAUCAACUGUGAAGAUAUGGUGUGUGAAGAUGCUUACAGUAUAUCAGAGUACUUCAUAUUUCUGUGUCGGAAAUAUCACCUUUUACACAAUGAAAGAAGCACUCUCCUUUCUUCAAUGGAUCAGCUGAUUGCUCUGCAGCUUUGUCUUGCAGAGAAGAACAAGGAGGAAAGGGGAGAAUUUGACAUAGAAACAAGCACAGUCUUUGAAAGUAAUAAAGAAAUCAUCAAGGCCAAACUUCAGUCAUCAGACACUGUGGAACUGCCAGAGAUUUCAGAGAGUUAUCAGAAGUUUCUACAGCAUUGUAACUAUGUGGACACGUGUGAAGUGGUCAACCUAGUACAAAAAGCAUGUGCUGAUAAUACAUGUAAUAAUUUCCAGGAAGAUCUGUCCAAGAACCAUUACCUAUUUCUUGGUUUACCAAAUGAUCCUGUUGAGAUUGCCAUGAUCAAUCUGCUUUGUAAGGACAAGGCUGUGUACAAAGUGAACAUUGAGGUGUCUUUAGAGGAGGAGGGGCAGGGGGGAGAUGUGAACGUGUGCUCUACAGCUUCCUCCCUGGACAGUCUGAUUUCACAGAAGACGAAGUGGAGGGGGAUCGGUACUCCUGGUCCCUCAAAGUCUGUUGUGUCCAUAAACCAGAUGUAUGUCCAACUAGUGUUUGUGGCUUAUUUGGAACUGCUAGUGAACUCCAGGUCAGAACUUGCCCUAGCUAGGUCCUUUAAUGUACCAGAGCGAGAGCUUGGGUUAUCUGCCUUCACCGAUCUGAAACAUGAAUCCCAGAAGAAGAAUAUGCCUAUGUACCAGACAGCCACCUCUUUUAUUAUGAGAGUCAGACUUGGGGGUAAAGGUUACAAACCAGAUCCGUCCCUACCAAUAACCCAGCAUACAAAGGGACUGAGUGACUUUAUCACCCUGACACAUAAACUACAGACCAUAGUAGAGGAGGAGGAGAAUACAAGGGUCGCCUGUAGAAAGGUGCUUAAUGUUUUGAAGAAAGAGAUCAGUAAAUCUGAGGAUAAGAGGAUUCAGAACUCCACUGUUGAGACAGUUUGUGAGACUCUUCAGAAGAGUGCAGUGCAGGUCAUACAGAACACACAGAUAAACAGUCCUCCCAAGAAAUCAACAGGAGGCACCCCUUUGGGUUACAAGACAUUGAGGGCAAUCCAUCACUUGGUGGAUAAACUGGUCACUGGUGCAGAUGUCCUCAAAGCUAACUCCCUGGAUGUCCUGUGUGACAGUUUCUCUAACCAGCACACACCUGUCAGGUUUCCCUGUCUCCUGUCACAGUUCAGAACUCCUUGUGAUGAUAUAGACAGCCCUGAAUUGAACAAGUCACUUGCUGAGAGACUAUUAGAGAAACAGAGAAAAGAGACUCCAUUACAUGCCAAGUGGUACAAGGCCACGAUGGACUGGGCAGCUCCUCUCCAUGACGUCCAGAUGACAGACGAAGCUGAGUCAUAUAAGUGUCAGAAGUCUACUUAUGUCUUACCAAGCAAGACACUGGUGCAGCCAGCGAGUGCUUCCAAACGAGUGGAACUCCCAGGUCUGAAAGAAAGAACCUCCCAGGAAUCUAACAAAGACAAGGAGGUGGACUUGACCAGUGAUCUCAAAGACAAACCGCUGAGCCAGGAAUCAAGGCAAGAAGAACCUGUCUCCAACAGUGAUGAUGUAGAAAAUCAUAAAGAGGUUGGGGGUAAAGCCAAGAAAAGACCAGGACCAGAACCUUGUGAAAAAGAACCCAAGAAAAAGAAAACUAUAACUCAGGGGAAAAAUUGUCGUAGGAAACUGUUACCUCAGAUCAAAGGACAACAGCAAAUCAACAGGUUCUUUAGGAUGUAGAUACAGAGUAGACUGGGUUGUGGGGGAUAUUUUAUUGUCUCUAUUUAUUACUUUUUUUAACUAUUUAUUUUAUACAAUAUUGAUAUUACCGAUACAAUUGCUAGAUAUUGAUGGGAGUGAAUUUGUAACUAUUGCUUAAUGGACUUGUGCAAUAAAUAAAAUUAGGAACUUUGA
This is a messenger RNA of Saccostrea cuccullata (small rock oyster), 2160 nucleotides long. RefSeq names its product PCNA-interacting partner-like. The coding region runs from base 1 to 1986 and encodes 661 amino acids. The record is from RefSeq and is a predicted model, not a curated record. Lineage: Eukaryota; Metazoa; Mollusca; Bivalvia; Ostreida; Ostreidae. Gene Ontology annotation, cellular component: chromatin. Gene Ontology annotation, biological process: negative regulation of double-strand break repair via homologous recombination. The transcript has 11 exons.